This is a messenger RNA of Hyla sarda, 1248 nucleotides long. Its product is annotated as MORN repeat-containing protein 3-like. Bases 167 to 901 code for a protein of 244 amino acids. The record is from RefSeq and is a predicted model, not a curated record. NCBI's taxonomy places the organism in Eukaryota, Metazoa, Chordata, Amphibia, Anura, Hylidae. The transcript is spliced from 6 exons.
CAUACCUCUGCAAAAUGAAAGAAGCAAUCUAAUUGGUUGCUAUGGGCAACUGGGCAAAUUUUCCUCUGUACAGGUUUUGAUAAAUCUCUUCCACAGUUGUUUAGCUCCAAGACAAGCAAAGAUUCUUCCUAAGCAUAUCUAUUACUGUCUGGCAGGAUCUGCUAUCAUGCCACUUCUAAAAACAAUAAGGAGCAUUGAGCCCCUAUGGAGAGACUGGGAUAGGAAGGCCCAGAAGUCAGGCCUGAGGAGCACCAUGUACAGUGGCAGUGGAGAUCAGUACACAGGGGAAUGGAGGAAUAAUCUGAUGCAUGGUAAAGGCAAAUAUGUCUACAAAAAGGCCAAUGCCAUCUACCAAGGAGACUGGAUAUGUGGGAUGAGGAGUGGAUAUGGGACGUAUGCUGUGAAAGACGCCACCACUGAAGAAUACAUCAGAGUUUAUGCUGGAUACUGGAUGAAUGACAAGAAACAUGGAUAUGGCACUUACUAUUACUCAGAUGAUGAAUACUAUGAAGGUGGCUGGGAGUGCGGUAAAAGGAGCGGAUGGGGCAAGAUGCUGUACACCAAUGGUGACAUCUAUGAAGGAGAAUGGCAUAAUAACAAGUGCUGUGGACUUGGAAUGCUCUUCUUAGCAAACAAGAAUUGCUAUGAAGGUUCCUGGAGGAAUGGAAUGAAGCACGGUCCUGGGAAAUUUUACUUUUUUGACACAGGGAGAAUCUAUGAUGGAGUUUGGGUAAAAGAUAUCCCCAAGUGUGGAACUCUGGAGGACGCUGACUGCUCAGAAGCACUGAACACAGAGAAGCUGCCUAUUCCAGAGGUGAAAGUGGCCAACCCCAAAGAAGUCCUUGAGGAAGUUCAAAGGUCCAUUCUCCAAGAAGAGAAAAGAAAAAGUGACGCCACCUAAUCUAACCACAAGUGUGCCCAAGAGCCCGAGAACACGACUGACACGAUGGGCAUGCCUCAGGGGUAAUAGCAAUAUAACCACGAAUAUCAUAUAGAUGUAAUACUAGCAACUCAUCUAUAUAAAUAAUAAAAAUAAUAAGGAAUCAUUAAAAGGUAUAUAGUUCUAAAAAAAAUAAAAACUGUACCAGCAUCUAAGCUCAAAACAUGUGGGCAUGAGAUGUAAGGUGCCAUGCUAUGUGUGCACCUUACGGAAGCUAUGGGCAUACCUUUUGUUUACUAACAUCUUAACUUUACUCUAAAACAUUCUAUUUGGCAGGAUUUGUUUGUGUAAGUGAUAUAUAUAUAUAU